This is a messenger RNA of Salvia splendens (bonfire salvia), 1328 nucleotides long. RefSeq lists its product as uncharacterized. The record is from RefSeq and is a predicted model, not a curated record. The transcript has 6 exons. Gene Ontology annotation, biological process: protein transport. Bases 1 to 1182 code for a protein of 393 amino acids. NCBI's taxonomy places the organism in Eukaryota, Viridiplantae, Streptophyta, Magnoliopsida, Lamiales, Lamiaceae.
AUGUUCAAUAUUGUCCUCUUUGGAUGGAGAAAGGCCUCAAAAUGUAAGAAACUGAUAAAGAGAGUUCAGUGCCGCCUCAAACUGCUCAAGAGCAAGAGGAGUUGCAUUGUGAAGCAGCUGAGAAGAGAUGUUGCCGAGCUGCUCAAGCACGGCCAUCAUCAACUCGCCUUCGAAAGGGUGGAGCAGGUGGUGGUUGAUGAAAAUAUGGUUCAAGUGUAUGAUCUCCUGUACCAGUUUUGUGAAUUUGUGAUAAUCAAUCUUCCUUAUAUCCGAAAGCACAGGGAUUGCCCUAAUGACAUCAAUGAAGCAGCAUCAACACUGAUUUUCUCAUCAGCAAGAUUUGGGGAGCUGCCGGAGCUCCUCUCCAUCAGGAACCUAUUCGCCAGCCGUUACGGUCAAAAAUUCGUCACCUCCGCACUUGAGCUACUUCCCGGGCACCUCGUCAGUGCUGAGAUUAUAGAAAAUCUUGAGAUGAAAAGGGUGCCUAACGAUGUCAAGUACAAAUUCUUGGAUGAAAUUGCUGAAAGUUACACUGAGGAACAGCCUUUGUUUCUUGAAUACAAACCUCAAUUUCUCGAAAAUGAGAUCAAUGAUCAAAACCACGUGGUAGAGCUCGAGAUGAGAGAGGGAGAUAUCAAGAUCUUGUACGAAGAUUUGUUGAAUGAAUCCAAGAAAUUUUGGAGAAAAGCAUGUUUUGGAAUGAGAAAAGAUGUCGAUUUAGGGGAUGAUAUGGAGACUAGUUCAGAAAUUUCAGCCAAAUUGGGUGAGGAAGUGAUCUAUCUUGAUGAUAUCAAGGAGUUCAUUCCACCCGUGAUCAAAGAUAGCAAUCUCCAAGAUCAGAGAUUAUUCGUGUUCAAAUCUUUCGGCUCGGAAAUAAACCAUGACCAUGACGAAACAAAGUCUAGGAAGUCAAUAAGGAAAGGGUCGAGGAAGAGAUCACACGUUCAACGAAGCCUAACCCCGGCUUACGAUGAAUUUUCCUCAUAUUAUGGGGAGUCAGAAGCGUCAUCGCCCGAGAUCAGGCGUAGGCCCCGUCAUAUUGAUAGAUCGAAGUCGUGUCCUUUCAGUCAAUCCCCCGACUUCUACUCGCCUCAUCGCCACAUCCAUCCAAAGCUUCCGGAUUACGAUGAGCUGGCGGCGAAGUUCAUGGAGCUGAAAAGAGCACAUCUUGAGAAGAGGUGAGCAUCAAAUUGGGGUUUAGAUUGAGUUUCUCAAUUACUUAGAAGUUUUUUUUGUUAGGGCAUUUUUGUAUUUUAUUUGAUUUAAUUUGGUAGUAAUUGUCUCUUUUGGACCGGGUUUGUAGGAUUUUUCGAUGUAUAUUGUGUUUU